AACAAAUUGACAGCUGUUUGUUAACGCGCGUGUUUUCGUUUUCGGCCGGGAGCGUAUUGAAAACUCAGUGAUUCUACUUAACAUUCUACUUAAAUUGUCGGAAUAUUACAAUGAACUUCUCUUUUGGGACACCCACAACUACAACCGCCUCCACGGGCGGGUUUUCCCUCGGCGCACCAGCCACCAGUACCGCUGCGACCGGAUUCUCCUUCGGUACAACACCAACGUUCGGUGCAACCGGUGCGUCCGCACCAGCACCAACCCUGUCGCUGAAUCCUUCAGCAGCAACAACAACACCAGCCCCCGCCGCUGGUGGACUGGGAACGCUUUCGUUUGGAGCGUCACUUGGGAAUGCCGGUACAGCCGCUACCGCUUCAUCUACGGCGACAGCUGCUCAACCAACGGCGGCAGCACUACCAACGUUUGGUUCGUUGGGAGGAACACCACAGCUUGGGGCGGGAUUAUCAGCAACAUCAGCCUCUCUAACUCCGGCUAACGCUAACCAACCAACCGGUGGAUCAGCAACCGGCAUCAACCCGCUCGGGGGGUCUCUCACCCAACCGGCUACAACAACAACGGCAGCAGCUCCACUAACUCUCGGUGGAUUCGGGCUGUCCAAGCCAGCGGAACAAAACACUCUUACUUUGGGCGCCACAACCACGACCACGACCACUCCAGCUGCUACCACAAACACAGCAGCAACCACUACGGGAGCGAGUUCCGGGUUAGCCGCUAGCCUGACGACCAACACACAAACAACGCAGUCGGCAACCGUAGCAGGGAAUCAGCAGCUUAAGUUUUUCCAGCUCGAAGAGUUCAUCAACAAAUGGACACUAGAACUAGAGGAGCAAGAGAAGCUUUUCACUAACCAGGCCACGCAGGUGAACGCCUGGGACAACAUGUUGCUCGCAAACGGUGAAAAGAUCGUCGCUCUGAACGAAGCAGUCAUGAAAGUGAAAGCAGAGCAGAACGCAAUGGAACAAGAGCUAGAGUUCAUCACGGCCCAGCACACCGAGCUCGAGGAGUGCAUCGUUCCGCUCGAGCAGGAGCUAUCCCGGAUCGGGCAAAUAGAUCUGGAGCGUGGUCAAACGUACUCGAUGGCGGAAACAUUGGACUCGCAGCUGAAGCAGAUGUACGAGGAUCUGAAGGAGGUGAUUGAGCAUCUGAACGAUGCGAACAAGUACACCGAUCCGAACGAUCCGCUCGUGCAGAUUGGCAAAAUUCUAAACGCACACAUGAACUCGCUGCAAUGGAUUGAAUCGUCCACCACGGGCAUAACGAAUCGGCUGGAGGAGAUUAACAAGAUGCACGAAACAUUGCGUAAAGACAACGAGCGUUCCUUCCGCCUCACGUACUACGAUCAGUGAGAGUGCGUGGCCAGAAAUGGUGUGGUAUUAAAUAGGGCUUUAUUACAAUACUUUGAAUAAUGAAACAUAAAAUAAAUUCGUUCUAAUGAUGCGCGCCACGAUGAAAAUAC
Anopheles stephensi (Asian malaria mosquito) is the source of this 1477-nucleotide messenger RNA. It is a transcript of the gene Nup62, whose product is annotated as nuclear pore glycoprotein p62. Gene Ontology annotation, biological process: RNA export from nucleus; protein import into nucleus. Gene Ontology annotation, cellular component: nuclear pore; nuclear pore central transport channel. The transcript has a single exon. Lineage: Eukaryota; Metazoa; Arthropoda; Insecta; Diptera; Culicidae. Bases 111 to 1367 code for a protein of 418 amino acids. The record is from RefSeq and is a predicted model, not a curated record. Gene Ontology annotation, molecular function: structural constituent of nuclear pore; phospholipid binding.